AUGGCUCCGGACACCACGAACGAGACAACCGUCUCCACAUCAACCAAGAGCGAAGCACCUCUUCUCUACCCCGGCCUCAACCAAGACGAACUCCAGGCGAAGACAGCUAAGUACCUACUCAACUACGGAACCAAGUUCAACAAAGACAUCAUCUGUGGUAGCAAAGGCCUAUAUGUCUACACGGCGUCAGGCCACAAAAUCCUGGACUGGACCUCAGGACAGAUGUCAUGUCUACUAGGGCAUGGACAUCCUGAGAUUGUCAAAGUAAUUGCACACCAUGCCGCCUCUCUGGAUCAUCUCUUUUCAGGAAUGGUCUCGCCCCCGGUGAUCAGUUUAGGCGAGCGGCUCUGCAGUCUCCUCCCGCCUGGCCUGGAUAAAGCGUUCUUCCUUUCAACUGGAGGCGAGAGUAACGAAGCAGCCAUCAAGUUGGCAAAAGUGUAUACAGGGAGAUUUGAGAUUGUCGGAUUGGGAGCCAGCUGGCACGGCGUUACGGCACAAGCACUGGGCACGCAGUAUCACUUCGGUCGCAAGGGCCAGGGCCCACUGAUGCCUGGUAUGCUGAUGCUUCCUCCACCCAACGGGUAUCGGUCUGUCUUCCGUAAGCCUGAUGGCUCGUAUGACUGGGAUGCGGAACUGGAGUAUGGUUGGCGCAUGAUUGAUAUGCAGUCGUGUGGCUCACUGGCUGCUUGCAUUGUUGAGUGCAUCCAGUCGUCCGGCGGAAUGCACGUUCUACCGUCGGGGUAUCUUGCAACAUUGAAGAAGCACUGUGAGAAGCGCGGAAUGCUUCUUAUUGUCGACGAAGCCCAAACAGGAGUUGGGCGGUGCGGUGACUUGAUGGCGACCAUCCACGAUGGUGUCGUCCCCGACAUUCUUACGCUGAGCAAGACACUCGGCAAUGGUCUUCCGUUGAGCGCGGUUGUCACCAACGCUGAGGUUGACCGGGUCUGCUCCGAACGAGACUACUGUUUCUACACAACUCAUGUUAAUGAUCCGCUUCCCGCCGCAGUUGGCGACAAGGUCCUCGAAAUUGUGGUUCGCGACAAUCUUGUUGAGCACUCACGUUCUAUGGGCAAGAUCCUCCACAACGGUCUCAACAAACUGAAAGACAAGUAUGGCUGCAUUGGCGAUGUACGUGGGCGAGGCCUCAUGGCUGGCGUUGAAAUUGUCGAGGACCGCGAAUUCAAGACACCCGCUCCGGAUUUGGGUAGAGCUGUCGCUGACCGUGCCUACGAGUUGGGUUUAUGGGCAAAUCUGAGUAGCCAUUCUAGUUUUGGGGGAGUCUUACGAAUUGCACCUCCGAUAACAAUCACUGCCGACCUGCUACUUAGCGGUCUGGAGCUUCUGGAAAAAGCAUUUGAGACAACACCCGGGACUAUGGCGCUUUGA
Messenger RNA from Penicillium lagena, 1386 nucleotides. RefSeq names its product aspartate aminotransferase family protein. The transcript has a single exon. Gene Ontology annotation, molecular function: transaminase activity; pyridoxal phosphate binding. The coding region runs from base 1 to 1386 and encodes 461 amino acids. The record is from RefSeq and is a predicted model, not a curated record. NCBI's taxonomy places the organism in Eukaryota, Fungi, Ascomycota, Eurotiomycetes, Eurotiales, Aspergillaceae. Gene Ontology annotation, cellular component: mitochondrion.